Messenger RNA from Clonostachys solani, 1770 nucleotides. The record is from the annotation of a GenBank genome assembly. NCBI's taxonomy places the organism in Eukaryota, Fungi, Ascomycota, Sordariomycetes, Hypocreales, Bionectriaceae.
AUGCCCGAUCAUCCCGCUGCCGAUAUUCCUUCUCAGCUCCGUUUUGGCGGGACAUCAAUAAGCUUUGACGAAACUCUUCCUCUUCACAACACUUUAAAUGGCCAGAGCACUUUCUCCUCGGCGGGCGAUGGCUCAGAAUGCCCUGCAUCGGCAAUGUUGCCACGUUCUCUUGAUCCACUCCCGGGUUCGCCAUUUAUAUACGAGUUUGCGGGCGGCAGCAUAAUUGACUGGCUAGGUCAUACACCCAGGCAACUAGAACCGGAUCUCAACCCCUUGGACGCAAUAUGGAAUCCUCGCUCCAACAGGGCGGAACCAGAAGAGGCCGGUAUCACAGAUGACAAUGAUAUGUUCAGAUUAUUUCAAGAAAUCGACAUCCCUCGCGAUAGCCCAGAGAACGUUGCUCGUAUCUAUGAUCGUCGAGUGUGCGAAGUGCUUUGCAUGUAUGGGGGUGCAAACGGAAAUCCAUGGCGCAAAAUUGUCUGGCCGCUUGCUCAAGAACACCCUGCACUCUAUCAUGCAAUAGCAGCCAUGACAUAUUUCCAGAUGUCUAAAUUCAUUUCCGAAGGCGUUACACAUUUCAAAAAUAGCAUCCAAGAGCUAGCUACUGGCAGCAACAGCAGCAGUAUGCGUCUUGAAGUGGCAUUGGUUAUCACCCUGGUUCUGGCUUUUGCCCAGACAUGGCAUUACCCGCGAUCAUCCAAUGGCACCCGGUUCACUAGGAGGGCAAGACCGCUUGUUAAAAGGGCUCUCGCGGCAUUUCCAGGGCUACAAACAUCCGAGAGCACUAUUUGCCUCAGCUUUCUGGCUAAUACCUGGAUGUACCAAGACACCAUCACGCGGAUCACUUGCACCGACGCACAAGAGAUCGACCUUGAACUGAUGACCUCCUGCAGUCAAUUAAGCCUCCAAAGUAGCUCUGAGCUGCCUAUAGAUCCUCUGAUGGGAUGUGCAGGGACACUAUUUCCUUUGAUUGGCCGCGUGGGUGACCUCGUCAGACGUGUCAGAAGCGCACGGCAAGCCAUAAACUCCCCUGCAACGGUAUCCUAUGCCGCGGAGCUGAAGGUCUCUAUCGAAGCUUGGGUUCCUCCAAUCGACUUAGAGGUCCCAUUCGGGUACGGGCACCCCAACUUAACCACCUCGGAUCUGGUGCAGACGGCCAAUGUUUUCAAGUGGUCCACGAUUCUUCUCCUAUACCAGGCAGUCCCAGAACUUCCAAGAAAGCUAUCCUUCUCUGAAAUGGCCCAGAAGAUCCUUGUUCUUGUUGCUACAGUUUCUCUUAAAUCUCGUGCGCUCAUCUUCCACGUGCUGCCACUGAUGAUCGCGGGCUGUGAGGUCAUUGAUGCAGAAGACAAGGCCUGGGUUCGCAGCCGAUGGAAGUCAAUGUCCAGUGAGAUGACCUCUGGGAUUGUGGAACGAUGCCUAGAACUUACAUUGGAAGUAUGGAGAAGACGCGAAAGCCGCGUAAACCUAUGCGCCUCGUGCCUUGAUUCUACUCACGGCUCAACGAACGAAGCAAUUCCCGCACUCGCCCCCGGAGUCAUAGACCCGCAGAUGGGAUCAGGAGCGCUGCGACCUGACAGUGGCGUUGGAGAAUCAUUUUGCCAGAGUUGUCUUGCAGAUGAUGUAACUGGGGCGUCCGAAUUUUUCGAUUUCUCUACUUUUGCAACGCAUACUCGGCCUCGAAUGACAUCUGGGCACAGGGAAUAUCCGGUGACAAGCAAAGAUCACUGGUUUAGCAUAAUGGAGGAAUGGGGCUGGGAAGAGAAGUGA